GUCUACUUGUUUCGAACGCGCGAAUAUAAAAAGCAAGUGCUCGUUAGUGAAUUGCAAUCACAAUCGAAUCGACAAUUUAGCAGCACACAACGCGGACAACAAAUACGGCACGCAGACGCACGCACGCACGCACAGACGCACAUUACUCCAGAAGAAGCUGCGCAGAAGCAACAACAACCAACAAACACCUCAAAAAUGCGUAUUCUCACUUUGACGCUUGUGACAUGUGCAACUUUAGGCGCUGCCAGCGCAGAUGUCUCACAUUUGGCCAAACACUACAUGAUGAUGCCACCUGAUGUGACAGUUAGUCCAAAUAAUCGUAUGGCCGUAAACCAUCAGGGAGAGCACACUGUGACCACAAUUGAGAAGCAGGAAUUGCGCGAAUUGCCCACACAAACGGAAUAUCUGCAACCGGGACAGGUGCCUUACGGCGUCGUUGCCAACAAUCAUGGACCAAAUGGCAUGCGCUCCACUGAACAUGGUAUGGAGAAACCACUGACGAUGAUGAUGCCAAGAGAAUUGUUGCCACCACCACCACCAGCGCCAACAGCGACCGAGCCAACCAAAGUAGAGCAAGCAGCAACUGUUGCACCAAGCAAUCGUUAUUUAGCGCCAGCGAUGAGUGUAAUGCCAGAGGGACAGUUGAGAGAACACAGUGGCAUGCCUUCAAAGCAGUACUUGGCACCAGCAAUGAUGGCAAUGCAACAACAAAGGCAAGAAAAUAUCCCCAGCAGACAGUAUUUGGCCCCAAUGGUGAAAGAUCAAGAGCCACAGCAGACACAGCAACAACCACAACAGCAACAACAACAACAACCAACACCAGCUGCACCAUCACGACAAUAUCUAACCCCCAUGCUGAUGCAAAUGCAAGAGCAAAUGCGUGAAGUGCCUGCCAUGAGUGCACCAAGCAAGCAAUACUUGUCGCCAGCACCAACAAUGACAGUUAACGAUGAGCCGCAAUUGCAGCAACAAUCCGCGCCAGCGCCACAUUACUUGCCACCACAGCAGCAGAUGCACGAAAUGCCCGUCAAUCAGUAUUUAGCGCCACACGCAAGCGACAGCCACGACAUGCCAAUGCAACAGGUGUUGGAGCAAUCCAAGGAGAUGCCACAACCACCAGCAAUGCAGUACUUGCCACCCGCAAUGCAAAUGCAACGCGAGUUACCCGCCCCACCAAUGACUGUGGCGCCACAAAUGCAGCCAGCGCGCGAAUAUCUCAGUCCUUUCGGCGAAGCAGAAAAUGUUGCCGAGGCCGCGCAGGAAGUCGCCGAAAUGUUCGAUGAGCAGUCGGCACAACAACCAAUACCACCACCGUCAGCUGAGUUGGCAGAAGAACCCGCCAACUACUAUCUACCGCCACAAUCCGUUGACGCGCAGCCACUCAACUAUCAGCAAUAUCGCGCGCCGUCACUGUCCGAACCCUUGGCACCUGUUGACUUUGUGCGUCAACAUCAACAGCUGAUGACCCAAUACAAUGGCGUUCCCGACGCGCCGGUAUCUUUCGCUCAGUUCCAAUCGAUUAACAGCGCGGAACCCACUCUACAAACGGUGGCUGAACCGACACCAGCGCAUUACUUGGCCGAUGAUGGUUAUCAUUAUCGCGAUGGCGGUAAUAAUAAGGUACUUAGUAACGGUAACGCCGAUGCGCGUCGCUUCCGUGUGAGACAUUGA
Molecule: messenger RNA, 1671 nt
Organism: Zeugodacus cucurbitae (melon fly)
Lineage: Eukaryota; Metazoa; Arthropoda; Insecta; Diptera; Tephritidae
Exons: 2
Coding region: 196-1671 (491 amino acids)
Source: RefSeq, a predicted model, not a curated record